Messenger RNA from Ornithodoros turicata, 2803 nucleotides. Its product is annotated as zinc finger protein ZFP2-like. Gene Ontology annotation, biological process: regulation of transcription by RNA polymerase II. Gene Ontology annotation, molecular function: DNA-binding transcription factor activity, RNA polymerase II-specific; RNA polymerase II transcription regulatory region sequence-specific DNA binding. The transcript has 3 exons. The record is from RefSeq and is a predicted model, not a curated record. The coding region runs from base 23 to 1975 and encodes 650 amino acids. Lineage: Eukaryota; Metazoa; Arthropoda; Arachnida; Ixodida; Argasidae. Gene Ontology annotation, cellular component: nucleus.
CUUGGAUUCACAACUCCAAGAAAUGCAGCUCUCCCCAGAGUUCAGUGGCCAUCUGGUGAGAGUGAAAUCGGAACCACCUGAUGUUGCAGGUCUUGCAGAAGAGGCCCAGAUACAGCAACAGCACCGCAGAGAGUCUCCAUCAGGAGGAGUGACGACUGAGAUGUCUCCCAUUAAGGAAGAACCUCCGGAGGACUCUUCGAAUGAACGUCCAAUGGCAGUUGUGAAAACAGAGCCUUAUAACGACGAAAUCUUGGCAGGGCAGGACAUGAUGGGACACAGCUGUGAUUCAACAUCAGAAGGUGUAAGAGGAAGCAGUGGUACACUCCAUAUUAAGGAGCAGCACAGAGGCACCUGUGAUCAAGAAUCUUCUGGUUGCACUUCUUCAAAUGCACAGUUGAAGAUCAGCACAGCAACAGUUGAGCUGCAACUCGACAACGCUGCACUAGUCACUAUGAACAAUCGACCCACUCAGGGACCUCCAGAGCAGAGCAAGCCACGUGCACUUGCAUGCACCUCGAAAGCCAGUCUGAAAUGCCACGUGUUUGCUCACGGUCACAAUGAGUCUGAAAAGUGUCCUGCUACUCCUCCAUUGGAUGUUCAGAUGGCAGAGAUGGACUCUGAGUGCAACAUGUGUGUCUCUGAAUUCUCGUGGUCUGCAAAUGAAGACAACGAUGAGUCAGGGUAUACUGCAGAUGCGCACUGCAGAAGCACACUACACUGCCAUAAGCGGACACACAAAAAUGUGAAGCCAUACCGGUACAUUGUCUGCCCUGCGGAGUUCGGCCAAAGCGGACAACUACGGCGUCACAAGAGGACACCCACAGAAGAGAAGCCAUACAAGUGCGAUAUCUGCCCUGCUGAGUUCAGCCGGAGUGGGCGACUGCAGGAUCACAAGCGGACACACGCAGGAGAGAGACCGUACAAGUGUGAUGUCUGCCCUGCGGAGUUCAGCCGGAGCGGGUACCUACAACAUCACAAGUGGACACACAUGGGUGAGAAGCCAUACAAGUGCAAUGUCUGCCCUGCAGAGUUCAUCCGGAAUGGGCACCUACAGGAUCACAAGCGGACACACACAGGCGAGAGACCAUAUAAGUGUGACCUCUGUUCUGCAGGGUUCGGACAUAGCACAACCCUGUCACGUCACAAGCAAACACACACGAGUGAGACGCCAUACAAGUGCGACCUUUGUCCUGCAGGGUUCAGACAGAGCAGAAACCUGUUACGUCACAAGCAAGCACACACCGGCGAGAAGCCAUACAAGUGCAACGUCUGCCCUGCGGAGUUCACCGAGAGCGGGUACCUACGACGUCACAAGCGGACACACACGGGCGAGAAGCCACACAAGUGCGAUGUCUGCCCUGCAAAGUUCAGCCGGAGCGAGUAUCUACAGCGUCACAAGCGCACGCAUACAGGCGAGAAGCCAUACAAGUGUGAUGUCUGUCCUGCGGAGUUCAGCCAGAGAGGGCACCUGCAGGAUCACAGGCGGACUCACACAGGUGAGAAGCCAUACAAGUGCGAUCUCUGUCCUGCAGUGUUCGGACAGAGCACAACCCUGUCACGUCACAAGCAAACACACACGUGCGAGAGGCCAUACAAGUGCGAUCUUUGUCCUGCAGUGUUCAGACACCGCAGAACCUUGUCACGUCACAAGCACAGACACACGGGCUUGAAGCCAUACAAGUGCAAUGUUUGCCCUGCGGAAUUCGGCGAAAAGAGGUACCUACAGCGUCACGAGCGGACACACACGGGCGAGAAGCCAUACAAGUGUGAUGUCUGCCUUGCGCGAUUCCGCGAGAGAGGGCACCUGCAGCGUCACACGCGUACACACACGGGUGAGAAGCCAUACAAGUGCGAUCUUUGUCCGGCAGAGUUCAGGCAGAGCACGACCCUCUCACAUCACAAGCGAACGCACAUGGGUGAGCAGCCAGAAAAGCGCGACCUCUGUCACGCAGUGUUAUCCUCAGCACAAACUUGAGGUGCGAUACAAGUGCACUCUCUGUCCUGCGGAAUUCAGCCACAGAGUAGACAGGCGGACACCCACAGGCGAGAAGUCAUAGAAGACCAUUCUACAAACCUGGGGCACAGAACAAACCAGCAGUGCAACAAGGAAACUUGCAUGGAUGUGAAGCUGUACGAAUGCAACUUCUGUACUGCAGAGUUCAUGUACAGCACAAACUCAGCAUGUAGCCAGGACACACUUGGGAUAUCGACCAUACAAGUGCAGAGGGCACAUACACGUACGUGUACACGUGAAAGAGGACUACCAAGUGUCAGUUCUGUUCUGUCGCAUGUCCUCUACCCACAGACCUGAAGAAGCACAUGAUAAUGCAAUAAGAGGAAAGGUUGUACGGACGCAAUCUGUAUCUUGCUGUAUUUUGUUUCUGCUGGAUGUUUAGAAACUCGCAUGCAUGAGCAGGCCGAGGUUAAAGAAAGAUUGGGGCUGAAUUGGCUGGUGGCACAUGUAAAAAAAAGUGCAAGGAAAGGACACAUUCUCACUGGCCAUGGACUGCUAACCAAGGUUUGUUUGGGUGAACAACGUGCAUUGCAUUGUUUCACCUUUUUAUUCCUUUGUCAAAGAAUGCUUCUUAUAUGCCCCACAAGGCUGAUAACAUAAAUAAAUCAACCCAGGGAAGUACAUUAAAGAAUUUCUACAAGAUGUGGCAACUUCUGAGAAGAAUCUUGAGAAUUACGUUUUGUGUCACGAGCAUUUGUUGAAUGCAUUCAAAUUUGUGAAUGACAUCCGAAAAGUAAUCAUUGAGAGAAUCGUGAUUGGUACGCGGGAAUAAAAGUGGUGAACUCAGUA